AUGCCUUUCUUCCUGCAGAAGGCGAAGGCGACGGCGACGGGGAGGACUCGGGAGGUUGCUAAGUUUGGGACGGCUCAUCCUAUCUGGAUCAAGAGUUUGUCUGAAGAAGAGUACUGGUACUACUUCAAGGCUCUUGCUUUCGGAAGCAUGGAUCCUGAUGAGCAUCCGAGACUUGCAUCUCUGGGCAUGCAGCUGGCUACUGAACUAAAAGGUUCAUUCCUGGCUGCAAAUAUACUUGGUGAGAUGUUAAGAUCUAAUCCUAAUCCUCAGUUUUGGCAUGCCAUCUUGGCAAGUGUCAGAGCGCUGGUACAGGAACACCUGUUUUCCUUUGGUGUACACCCGGAAGACCUUCUCGAGAGGAAUACUCCUGUUGAUUUCCCGAGUGUGGCCUUUGUGGGAGCUCAUCAGGGUCAGCGAUGUCUGGUGUAUGAUCUUAGGGAGGCUGGCCCUGGACAAGAUGAGCUGCCGUUACCAUCAUCGCAAGAAGUACUAAUGGGUGGCAAGGUUCCUGUGGAGGAUAAGUUUGAUGUCCUGGUAUGGAAAUCUCGCAUCCUACCAUACCGCAGCUACAUAGCUACUUUCGAGAAACAGAAGCCACCGUGCAUGGUUGGCAAGAGAAAUCGUCUGCUGGCACUGAGAGGAACAUCAGCCUAAGCGCUCAGAGAAGUAUUGCAUCCUUUGGACAUCUCAGUGCUCGAGGUUGUCAAGUAAGCAAUGUUACCGUAAAUGGCCGUGUAGCCCGUGUACACGCUACUCGACAAGCUAACCUGCAGUUUAGGGCCUAAACGGUAAUUACACGGUCCAACCGUUUACACGUAAAAAACAGGGCUACACUGUCUACACAUUGUAAAAAAACGGCAACUACACGGUUUUACACUACGAGUAGACCGUUUAAAACAACAUUUAGGCUAUAGAGAAGUAUCAACUACUAUGCCUUAUUUGUUAAAGUGUAUGAAAUUUAUUAUUUGUAAAUUGUGAUUUGUCACAUAACAUAAGAAUGAUCAGUUGAUAACAGAAGCAUAUGUUUACAUAUUUGGUCUAUUUAACAGCUAAGCUUGGUAAUUUGUAAUGUUUGAGUUGAUCAA
Messenger RNA from Panicum virgatum (switchgrass), 1085 nucleotides. RefSeq lists its product as uncharacterized. Gene Ontology annotation, molecular function: ADP binding. The record is from RefSeq and is a predicted model, not a curated record. Bases 1 to 654 code for a protein of 217 amino acids. The transcript has a single exon. Lineage: Eukaryota; Viridiplantae; Streptophyta; Magnoliopsida; Poales; Poaceae.